UAGGCCACGAUAGGAUAGGCCGUUAGGGCUCAUAGCCUAGGCACAGUUUUUUUGCUCAUACGAAUUGUUGUAUAAAUUGUUGUAUAAACCUAUAUACUGUGGCCUAGGAGUAGAGUGUAGAGGUUCAAGAAACUCCAAUAAUUGCAAAUAAAGGUAUAAAUUGUAUAAAUAUUUUAUACAAUAUAAAAUUUGAUUAAGGCCCGUUCUUGGGGUGUGCUAGUGUGCUGUAGCUGUGAUUUAGUUUAGACACAGUAUAGGAGGAAUUCCUCCUAUACUGUGGUUUAGACCUGAUUUAGACAGAAUACACUUACUUGGAUGUAAAAUUACUAUUGUAAUUUGGAAUUGGAAUAUGUACAUAUAAAUCAAAACAAGUGUAAUAAAAUGGAAGUAAAACAAGAAAUUAGCGAGGAAACCUUUAAAGUAGAAAUAGAGUAUAAUAAUGACUUGGAUAAUUAUCUUUUGAAUGGCUUUAAAUGUGAAAUUCAAGAGCAGUCCAAUAGAGAAGUGACUCUGGACAGAUAUGAUUCCUUAGACUUGAAGAAGUGGCACAUAAAUACUGAUAUAAAACAACAUGGAAAUUCAUUUGAAGAAAACCAAGAAACUGAAAAAGGUUAUCUCCCAAAUGAAACAAAAAUGGAAAUUAUGGAGAAACCAAUUGAAUAUUCAUCUUACGAAGGAAAUGAUAUGAGUCUAUACACUGAAGAAAAAACAUUAAAUAAAAAUAUGGAAGUUGUGACUGGAAAGAGACCUUAUAAAUAUGAAAUUUGUUUAAAACAGUGUAACACUGCAAGUGAUUUGACAAGACAUUUGAGAGCGCACACUGAUGAAAAAUCUUACAAGUGUGAGAUUUGUUUUAAGCAAUUUAGUGAAGCAGGUACUUUGAAAAAACAUUUGAGAGUGCACAUUGGGGAAAAACCUUACAAGUGUGAGAUUUGUUUUAAGCAAUUUAGUGAAGCAGGUCAUUUGAAAAAACAUUUGAGACUGCACACUGGGGAAAAAGCUUACAAGUGUGAUAUUUGUUUUAAGCAAUUUAGUCAAGCAGGUACUUUGAAAAAACAUUUGAGAGUGCACACUGGGGAAAAACCUUACAAGUGUGAGAUUUGUUGUAAGCAAUUUAGUGAAACAGGUCAUUUGAAAGUACAUUUGAGAGUGCACACUGGGGAAAAACCUCACAAGUGUGAAAUUUGUUUGAAACAAUUUACUACAAGAAGUGAUUUGAAAAUACAUUUGAGAGUGCACACUGGGGAAAAACCUUACAAGUGUGAGAUUUGUUUUAAGCAAUUUAGUGUAGCAGGUUAUUUGAAAAAACAUUUGAGACUGCACACUGGGGAAAAACCUUACAAGUGUGAUAUUUGUUUUAAGCAAUUUAGUCAAGCAGGUACUUUGAAAAAACAUUUGAGAGUGCACACUGGGGAAAAACCUUACAAGUGUGAGAUUUGUUGUAAGCAAUUUAGUGAAACAGGUCAUUUGAAAGUACAUUUGAGAGUGCACACUGGGGAAAAACCUCACAAGUGUGAAAUUUGUUUGAAACAAUUUACUACAAGAAGUGAUUUGAAAAUACAUUUGAGAGUGCACACUGGGGAAAAACCUUACAAGUGUGAGAUUUGUUUUAAGCAAUUUAGUGUAGCAGGUGAUUUGAAAAAACAUUUUAGACUGCACACUGGGGAAAAACCUUACAAGUGUGAUAUUUGUUUUAAGCAAUUUAGUCAAGCAGAUACUUUGAAAAAACAUUUGAGAGGGCACACUGGGGAAAAACCUUACAAGUGUGAGAUUUGUUUUAAGCAGUUUAGUCUAGCAGAUCAUUUGAAAAUACAUUUGAGAGUGCACACUGGGGAAAAACCUUACAAGUGUGAAACUUGUUUAAAACAGUUUCGUACUGCAAAUGAUUUGACAAGACAUUUGAGAGUGCAUACUGGGGAAAAACCUUACAAGUGUGAGAUUUGUUUUAAGCAAUUUAGUGAAGCAGGUACUUUGAAAAAACAUUUGAGAGUGCACACUGGGGAAAAACCUUACAAGUGUGAGAUUUGUUUUAAGCAAUUUAGUGAAGCAGGUCAUUUGAAAAAACAUUUGAGACUGCACACUGGGGAAAAAGCUUACAAGUGUGAUAUUUGUUUUAAGCAAUUUAGUCAAGCAGGUACUUUGAAAAAACAUUUGAGAGUGCACACUGGGGAAAAACCUUACAAGUGUGAGAUUUGUUGUAAGCAAUUUAGUGAAACAGGUCAUUUGAAAGUACAUUUGAGAGUGCACACUGGGGAAAAACCUCACAAGUGUGAAAUUUGUUUGAAACAAUUUACUACAAGAAGUGAUUUGAAAAUACAUUUGAGAGUGCACACUGGGGAAAAACCUUACAAGUGUGAGAUUUGUUUUAAGCAAUUUAGUGUAGCAGGUGAUUUGAAAAAACAUUUGAGACUGCACACUGGGGAAAAACCUUACAAGUGUGAUAUUUGUUUUAAGCAAUUUAGUCAAGCAGAUACUUUGAAAAAACAUUUGAGAGGGCACACUGGGGAAAAACCUUACAAGUGUGAGAUUUGUUUUAAGCAGUUUAGUCUAGCAGAUCAUUUGAAAAUACAUUUGAGAGUGCACACUGGGGAAAAACCUUACAAGUGUGAAACUUGUUUAAAACAGUUUCGUACUGCAAGUGAUUUGACAAAACAUUUGAGAGUGCAUACUGGGGAAAAACCUUACAAGUGUGAGAUUUGUUUUAAGCAAUUUGAUACUCCAGGUAAUUUAAAAACACAUUUGAGAGUGCACACUGGAGAAAAACCUUACAAGUGUAAGAUUUGUUUUAAGCAAUUUAGUAUAGCAUGUAAUUUGAAAAAACAUUUGAGAGUGCACACUGAGGAAAACACUUAAAAUUUGUGAGAUUUGUUUUAAGCAAUUUGGUACUCCAGGUAAAAGCCGUAUCACACUGCGGAAAAACCUUAUCAGUUUGAGAUUUGUUUUGAUUGAUUUGCUCAAAAAGUUCAAUUAACUUCUCACAUGACAGUUCACAAUGGAGAGAAACCUCACAAGUGUGAAAUUUGUUUAAAACAGUUUGGUACUGCAGGUGAUUUGAAAGUACAUUUAAGAGUGCACAGUGUACACGGAGAAAAACAUUACAAGUGUGAGAUUUUUUUUAAGCAAUUUAGUCUAGCAAGUACUUUGAAAAACAUUGUGAUGUCACUUUAAUGCCAAGAACGAGACCAAGACCAUCUCAACCUGAUUGCAACAACCAACACCACCAAGACCGUAGCUGCAGGGACCUGAGACCACAACAUUGCGCAGUUCAAAGUCAUACCCCAUUGGUCAAAUAUGCAAUUAAGUUAAUUGAGAUAAAAUUUAUGAUAAAGACUAUGAAACCAUUUCGUUAUUUAUAGUAUGGAAUAUUUAUUAGGAAAAUGGUUUGCUAGCUUGGCUAUGCAAAUACGUGGGUUCGAGACUUGUUGCUUAUCGACUGUGCACCUGAUAGGAAGCAGAUUUCAUUGCUCACAGUUGCCUAGCUCUAAGCCAUACCUUAAUUAGUUCAGAUGCUGAAUCUUUAGGAUAUAAUGUUUAAUCAUCAUUUUAAUCAUGCACGAGGCAUUCUUAUUCAAUUUUCAGUUUAUGAUCAUUCUGAAGAGACCUAGGUUUAAACUUGUCUGUUUAUUGUAUACUUAUUAUUCUUUCGCUUUACUAUUUUGUUGUUCUGAUAAUAAUGGUAACUUCUUGAAUAUCAGUCCUAUGGAAAUACAGCUUUUGUAUGCACCAAGGGAUUAUUGUGUUUGAGCAUCAUCUUUCCGAGGAACUCAUUUUUUUUUGUUUGCAUGUAACUUGAGUCAGGAUCAAUAUCCUGUUCUCUGUGAGUAACUAGGGAACAUUCUCAUAAUCUGCAGUUUCUUUAGAAAUUGAUUUACCUUUUCUCUAGUAUUUCCUUGGAUUUAUUUAUAAGAGAUUAAUAUGUGACUUCUUGAUUUAUUUCAUGAGAGAUCAUUCCGAAAUAUUGGUUAGCUUUUCCUGACUAUUCUCAUAAAUCUGUUGUAGCUAUAGCUAUAGUUAGAGAAUCCCAGAAUGAGUUAACUUCUGUUAUGUCAACUAUUCAAUGACAGCUAAUCUGAAAAGCUCAACGUAGGUGGAGCUCGUGUAGUUGGAGGUCACCUCAACUUACGUCAACACUUUAAAUCAAUCUAUUUCUAAGUAAAUAUUGCAUAUUUGUUUCGCUGUGUGAAUUAAACUUAGAGCAUAAAAUCCCUCAAUGUUGUGCUGUGCAUUUGUGCUCAUCAAGAACAUCAGGACACAGGUUUCCCAAAGAUAUUCUGAUGAGAAAAAGUGGAUUGUAGCAAUAAGACGCGAUAAAUAUGUGCUGAAAAUAAAUGCACGUAUCUGCAAUAAAAAAUUUGUUGAAACAGAUUACGUAUUGCUCCUAGAUUCGACUGUAAAAAUAGAAUACUUCACUGUACAAUUCAGAUCAAAAUUUAUUAUAAACGCAUGGAUUAAAAUAUGCAAUUUUAUAUACAUUCACAUCACACUGUUGCCACAUCUAAAAUCGCUUUUUAUGAAGUGACAAUAUAAAAAAAAUUAUAUUUGAAAUUAUAAUACAUAUACCUAGAAAAAUAUGAAAUAAUAAUUUAAAAUAAUUCUCAAGUUCUCAAUAUUUUUAGUGACUAAAACAUAUCCUGACCAACACCCAAAUAAUUAUACUUAAUUAAAUUAACACAUUCUAUAUUUCUAUAAGGAAUUAUAAUUUUUUUUAAAUAAGGCAACAUUGCAGAAUCAACUGCGCUCAACCCAUGCUUAAACCAACUGUACCCAAAUGCGCAACUGUCAUAUUUUGGCCAUAUUUUGAAAAUAUCACAUUUUUAAAUGAGAUAGACACAAAAAUUAAUGCUGAGCGCACUUAUUUGGGAAUUUUAAAUUGAUAAAAAAGUAAGGCAGAUAUCAUAUACACACUAGACUCGUGAGUCAGUACCAAAUAAAUACCCUCUGAGCUAUAGAAAUCGAACAUUGAGACGAUGAUUAAUAUAGUUUAUCAUUCGAUAAGGACUUCCUUUUUUCCAGUAACUCUCGUAUUCCUUCUCCUCAAUUGGUUUUUCAACGCACCAACAGCCCAAGAUCCAUAUUGUUCGGCCAUAAUUUAUUAUUUGUUAAAUCGUAAUCAAAAACACCAUAUACAAACUUCACGAAUUGUCAAAACGUUGACCUCCAACUACACUAGCGCCGCUAAGCGGGAUCAAAUGCGUACAUAGCUGCCAUUAGGUACCUUUGGGUAGACUUUUCAGUGCAUCUGAUGCAAAUCUGAUGAUCAGUUGAGUGAGGUUCAUGGUACCCAAUGUAUAAUUAUUAUUAGUACAUUAAGGGCCGGUUGUUCGAACGCUAAUCAAAAAUAAUCAUUAUCAAAUAUUUAAUUACUAUCACAACUGUCAAUGUCUGUUAUGUAGAUGAAAUGUAGAAUAAAAGAAUGUGUUGAUA
Diabrotica virgifera virgifera (western corn rootworm) is the source of this 5424-nucleotide messenger RNA. RefSeq names its product zinc finger protein 271-like. The coding region runs from base 382 to 2853 and encodes 823 amino acids. Gene Ontology annotation, cellular component: nucleus. The record is from RefSeq and is a predicted model, not a curated record. NCBI's taxonomy places the organism in Eukaryota, Metazoa, Arthropoda, Insecta, Coleoptera, Chrysomelidae. The transcript has 2 exons. Gene Ontology annotation, molecular function: DNA-binding transcription factor activity, RNA polymerase II-specific; RNA polymerase II cis-regulatory region sequence-specific DNA binding. Gene Ontology annotation, biological process: regulation of transcription by RNA polymerase II.